This is a messenger RNA of Leptomonas pyrrhocoris, 5190 nucleotides long. RefSeq names its product putative kinesin. The record is from RefSeq and is a predicted model, not a curated record. The transcript has a single exon. Lineage: Eukaryota; Euglenozoa; Kinetoplastea; Trypanosomatida; Trypanosomatidae. Gene Ontology annotation, molecular function: ATP binding; microtubule binding; microtubule motor activity. Gene Ontology annotation, biological process: microtubule-based movement; mitotic spindle organization. Bases 1 to 5190 code for a protein of 1729 amino acids.
AUGUUCCCAAAGGAGUUAAUGAGGCCCCUUCGCAUGAGUUCGGAGGGGAUGCCCACCGCACAGUCGAAGAAGUCACGCAACUUGCGGUCGCCUUCCGGGAUGACGCCGCUCACGUCUCUCUCGCAGAAUCAGUUUUCCCUGAAGCAAGGUUUUCUCCCCUCACCGCGCAGCCUUCCAUCCUCUGCGGGGGCUUCACGGCCAAGUUGCAGUGUCUCUGGCACUUUCCAACCCUUUUCCGGUUCUCCUGGUGCACAGGACGAGAAGGUGCGCGUGGCGGUGCGUUGUCGCCCGCCGAACCCGACACAGGGAGAGCAAAGCGACGACGUGAUUGUGUCCAUGGAUCCGCGGACGGGUCAGGUUUUCCUGCUCGACCAGGAGUCCUCACCGUCGCGCGUCGACAUCCCUCUCUGGUCUGGCGCAGGGUUGGCACGUGAUGGGUCGCCGCCGGUGUCGCAGGUCAACGUCUACGAGACUCUCGGCCGCCCGUUGCUCUUACACGCACUGGAGGGCUACAACAGCACCCUCAUGGCCUACGGACAGACCGGCAGUGGCAAGACGUACACGAUGAUGGGCGACUACCGCGACAGCGACGAGGGGGAAGGCGCCGGCAUCAUUCCGCGCUUGUGCCGCGAGUUGUUCAUGGAGCUGGCGAGUCGCUCCUUCACCGCCCCUACCGGCGAACAUCUUAGCUGGGAGGUGCACGUGCGCUACGUCGAGAUCUACUGCGAGAAGAUCAGCGACCUACUCAACUCCGGCGCCUCCGUCGGCGUACGCGAGGAGAUCACUCCCAACAGCGCUACGUUUGCCCUCGUCGGGGCCCGGCGCAUCCCGGCGGCCAGCACGGAGGAUCUCCUGCAGGCGCUGGCGGUGGGCAACCGCUGGCGUCGUACGGCGGCGACCAAGUCGAACGACCGCAGUAGCCGCAGCCACGCCAUCUUCUCCAUCGACCUGACGGAGAUAAUUUCCUUUGAGGAGCCGGACGGGACCGUGGCGAGCGCGCCGAGCAAAAACCUCACCAUUCGUCUUGUGGACCUGGCCGGCAGCGAACGUGUCAGUGAAACCGGUGUGCAGGGGACGCAACUGAAGGAGGUGAAGGACAUCAACCUCUCUCUCUUCACGCUGGGGUGUGUCAUUGAAUGCCUCUCCGACGGAAAGCGGCGCGGCAUCAAACCACCGUACCGCGACAGUGUUCUGACGAAGCUGCUGCGGGAUGCCUUCGGCGGCAACAGCAAAACGACGAUGAUCUGCACCAUCGGCCCCUGCGAGGCGUACCGCUCGCAGACCAUCCAGACACUUCACUACGCAGCAAAAGCGCGACGAGUCAUGAACAAACCACGCGUGAAAGAAGACCCGUCCGCGCUGGAGCUGCGGCGCGCCAAUGAAGAGCUGCUAGCGCUGCGCCGCCAGCUCGAAGAGGCGCAGCGCGACGGUCACCACUACGCGUCCAUCGAGGCCGAGCUGCAGGAGGCAAACGCCCGCCUCCGCCAGGAGCAGAGAGACGCGAGGCUUCGCCGGCAGGUAAUGGAGAAGCGCGAGGCCGAACUGGCGACGCGGCUGCGUGAGCUGGAGGAUCAGCGCGAGUCCUACGAGGCCCAGAUGCUGGCGCUCGAGGCGGAAGCAGACCGCGCACGCACGCAGCAGAAGAGGCGGGAAUCGGAGCUGCGUCGUGCCCAUGAACUGGCGGACGAGUACGCGCAGCAGCGAUUGAAAGAGAUGGAGGAGCAACGCAUCACCUCGGAGGCGGCGCUGCGCUCCAAGGAGGACGAGCUGCUGCGAAGCCAACGCGCCAUCGAGGACAAGAUGCAAGCCGCCGAGGCCGCGGCGAAGUGCCGCAUUGACGAGCUGCAGCGGCAGCAAACGGCUCUCGAGGGCCAGUUGAAGGAGAAGGAGCGGCUCGUUUCGCUGCAGGAGCGGGAGUUCCGCAAGAAGCACAAGCUCGCCGAGGAGGAGGCGAGAGCGCUGGAGAAGCGUGCCUUCGACAUGGAGGAGGAGUGGGUGGAGAAGGUGCGCGCAUUGGAGGCCGCCGCCAAGCAACGCGAGGAGGAGGUGGCGCAGCGCAUGCGGGAGGUGCAGGGGGCGCUGUGCAAGGCCGAAGCCGCAGCUCGUCGCACCGAAGAAGAAAUGCAGCAAAAGUGGCGCGAGGCGGACAACGAGGCACGACGCCUGCAGUCCGAGGCCGCCGCAAAAGAGACGGAGCUGAACAGGCGCAUGCUUGACGCGACGCGCAGUGCCCAGCAGCGCGAGAUGGAGCUCAACGAGCGUCUGCGCAUCGCCGAGUGCGAACUGAACCGCCGUGCGCGGGAGUCGGAGCAGCAGCUGGUCGAAGUGGAGUCGCUCAAGAAAGCCGCUGCGCGCCAGACAGAUUCGGUGAAAGAGAAGGAGCGCACCAUCGAUGAGCAGCACAGCCUCCGAGUCGAGGCCCUGCAGGCACUAGAGAAUCAACUGAAGCAACGUGAGGCGGAGUUGAAGAAGCAUUUCGAGGAGAUAGUGCAGGUGCAGCGGGAGUGGAAUCAGCAGCGCGUCGAGCAGCAGCUGAAGAUGCAGAUGGAGAACGAGGCUGCCCUGCACGAGGUGAAGCAGCGCAGCGCUGCAACCGAACAGAAGGAGAUGGACGUCCGCGCUCGAAACGACGCCCUGGCAAGUAAGCUGCGUGCGCAGGAGAUGCAGCUGGAGAAGCAGCAAAUGGACUUCUUAGCACAGAAGAGCGACUUUGAGACGGCCAUGCAGCGCGACCGUCACGCGAUGCUGCGCACCAGGGAGGAGCUGCAGCUCGCCCAAGACCGCAACGAAACGCAGAACCAACUAACGGACGACCGACUGCGGGAGCUGGAGGCGAACCUGCGGGAGCGCCGCGCAGAGCUGGAGGCGACCUAUCAGACACGCGAGGCUGCGCUGCGUGAGAAGGAGGCAUCCCUAGCGGCCGUGCAAGACCGCGCGGCGGCUAAGGACGUGGAGCUGUACCAGCUGCAGGAGCGCUUGAAGACGCAGCAGACCGACCUUCAGCGCCGCGCUCACGAGACGAGAGUGGAGCGGAGCCGCAUGCAGACGGACCUCAUCACGAGCCUGCAAGUGUUCGAGAUGAACCUCAGCGGCAGUGGCGCCCGGCACGGACUGGAGGAUAUGAGCACGAUCCGCAUGUCGGCGGAGUUUAAGGCCGGCGAAGGGCAGGACGGCAUCACAUCUGAAGCGCUCAACUUGCGUGAGCAGCGCUACUUCGCUGCCUUCGAGAGCAUGUACCGCGGCGUUCUCAUCCGCGAGGCAGAGAUGGAGUUCCGCGGGCUUGUCCGCCACAACCAACUGGAGGUGCGCGACAUUCAGCGCCGUGCGCAGCUCACGCAGGAGAGCGAGCGGGUGAGUGCACUGCAAAUGCAGUUCGACGCAGCCGUGGGGGAGCGGAAGACGGCGGAGUCGAAGGCGGCGAACUUGUCAGAGCAGAUCACCACGCUGAUGCAGGAGCUCGAAGCCCAGCGAGGUGCGUCGAUGGAAGUCAAGGUGCAGAUGAACGCCGCUGUCUCUGCGGCACAGUUUGCGGAAGCGCAGCUGCGGCAGCUACGGCUAGACGCCUACGAGGCGGAGGGGCGGCAGCGCGACCGCGAGCAAGCAUGCCAGAUGUCGGUGGCGGAGGCGGAGCGCAAGGCAGAGGAGUCUCAGCACGCUCGCGGCGCCGCAACGGCGGCGGCUCUGCGCCUCAUCAUCGCUUUUGAGGAGGAGCAGCGCCGUCUCCUGGAGCACCACCACAUCAACGAGCUCCAAUCGAUUCAUCUGCUGCAGAUAUCGGACCGACGCGUGCUGGACCGCGAGGGCACCGUGCGCAAGUGGCAGUCGCUCUACCGCCGCCGCGGCGAGGAGACCAACACCGCCGCUGCCAUUGCGAAGGACGGUGACGUCGCGCGACCACAACGGACGGCCGAGGAGGCGCAGCGGCUGCGCAGUCUGAUGCGGCGCGAGGAGACCCUCGAGAAGAAGACGGAUUGCCUUGCCGCGGAGUGGCAGCGGUUUGAGCAGCGCGUGGCUGACUUCGACAGCUACGAGCGGACCCACAAGUCGGAGGUGGCUCGGCAGGAGAGCGCGGUGCAGAAGUACCUGCUGGAACUCGAGGCGAUGGACCGGCGCAAGGCCCACGAGUUUGCGGAGCGGGAGCGGCACCUGGUGGAGAUGGCGGAGCGACUGCGAGCGCGGCAGGCGCAGGUGCGCACCAACGCACAAGGCAUGUUUGAGUCCCUCCUGCAGCGCUCCGUCGAGCAGCAGUCCGCCCUGGCCGACGCACACGAGGAGCUAAAGCGCGUCAGCCUGCAGCGUGAAAAGUACAUGGAGAAGGAGCGGGAGCUACUGCAGAUGGCGCAGCGCGGUGACACAGCCGCGAUGCAGCAGCUGAUGCAACUCCACGAGGAGUACGUGGCGGCGGAGACGAAACAGUUGAAGCAGCGCGCGCGCAAGCUGGAAAGGGAGGAGCUUCGCACGAAACAACGGCUGGAUGAGCAGGAGAAGGAGAUUCAUCGCUACUUGCUCGAAAUCGAAGCGGAGGACAUUCGCCGAAACGAGCUGUCGCAGCAGGGACAGGAGAUGAUGCGCGAGGCAGAGGCGCGGCUUUCCAAGGCGAAGUUCAAGGAGGCGGCCGUGCGUGAUUUGGCGCGGCAGUACCACCUCGAGGCCAUGGAAGCGGAGGAGAAGUCACGCGUCGAGGAGACGUCGCUGCGCCGCGCCGAACAGGAGACGAAGAAGAAGCUCAAGAUACGCAAGGCAGAGUUGGAGCGCAAGCAACAAGCGGCAAGCACGGCAGCGGAGACAAACGAGCGCACGCUGAUGGAGAUGGAGACGGACCUGAAGACGAUUGUCAAUAAAAACAAGGAUACGGAGCACCACAUCCAGUCGAAGGACGCUGAAAUCAAGCGACAGAAGAAGUACUACCUUGACCUCUCAAAGAUGCUGGAGGAGCGCGACGGGAUGCUGCGGCAGGAGCACAAGUUGCGCGUCUGCGGCACGAAGAACGCCGGGUCGCUGGCGACCGACCUCCUCGACGUCAACGAUGCGCUGCGAAAACAGGUGAUCACGUGGAAGAACAAGUUCGACGUGCUCCUGCACGACGGCAAAGUGGAGUGCGAGAAGUGCUCGUGGAGGAACAAGAAGGAGGCGUCGACGUGCCUGUGCUGCGGUCACACAGGCAUACUGGAACUGACCCCUAUAAAGUGA